AUGUUGGCCAUGUACAGCGACCAGGGCUAUAGAAUGAUCCAUUCUCUAACAACUCUAAUUUCCCUCAUCUUCCAGCGACCCCCGGAAUGCAUCAGCUAUGGCCAACUCGGUGACGACAAACCAUCAUCCAAAGGGCCUGAACAGGGGACUGAUAAAGAGCUGGAAAAGCUCUCUGACGAAGCAGAAUUUGAAGAUGAAGUGCCUACCGACGACUCGGCCGCUGCUCUUGUCCUCUUGAAGCAACGCUCGUUGGAUCGCCUUGCUGAGAUCCUAGCCAGGUUUAAGACAGCCAAAACAGGCCCAUAUGGGAAGGGAAAGAGGAACCAGGGCAACAUUGAUGCAAAGCAUGUCGCGAGUGUAGUUAUGGUGGAGGACAGUAGUCUUCACUGUGUAACCUUUUUGUGUUCCAAGAAUGAGGGCCUUCAAGAGGAGGACGAAGUGUUCCUCGGCAGGCUAGACGAGCUGCUUUCUUUUAUUUUGAACGAUAUAGGUCCAAAGGAAGCCCAUGAAUCACAGGUGUUUGAUCUCAUAUUUGAGCACAACAGACCUCGAGCAUUUGAGCAGGCCUCUAGGGCCAAACUGUCUGAUACGCUCACGGCAGAUGUUAUGAAACAUGUAGUACCCCAGACACUGGAGGCAAGGGAGUGGGAAGGUCUUAUUAUUGGCAUCGACGGGAGACAACCCGAACUCUCGCGGGAGGCCCUCGACUGCCUCUCAGACAAAGAUAGGGAUGAAGCGGUGGUAGAGGUAUGCGUUAGCAUCCAGACACUUUUUGGGAUGUCUGAUCUUAGUACCACGCACUAUGACGAGCUACGGGAUUUCCUCAGGCGCUUUUAUACCAUCAUCCAAAAUCCCAGACAGCGGCCAGCCCUGAAGAAUCUACUUAUGCAGGCGCUACAUGGACGCAAAAAGCUUUUCAAAAAAGCUUGGGAUGCCCUUCUCUUCCUCGCUCGAACUUUCCACGCCGCAGUAACAUUAGUCGAGCUGGCUUCAAGGCUUAAGCUGGAGCAUUUCAACUCCUUCAGGUUCAUCUCCGUACCAGUUUCCAUAUUCAAAACUAAGAGUUACCCUCCACUGGGCAAAGGAUUACCGCUGGACGACUUAAUAGCACUCCAGUGUCGGCCACAGCAUAAUGGGUGGGUAGGACUUUUGCAAGACAAAGCAACUGUCAGAAAUUAUAGAAAAUUAUUGCGUAUUCCCAGAUCAGUUCACGCAGAGGUUCAGCUAAUGAUGUACCUUGAGGGUCGCUAUUCUGAUAGCGUCGACCAGGUCUUUCCCUAUAUCGGAUGUAGCAAGAAGUGCUGCUUUUUCUGUGACACGUUUCGGGUGUCUCACGGGAAGUUCUUGGCGCGUGGAACGCAUGAAACGGUCUUUCCUAGGUGGGGAUUACCGCAAGAUGUAUUAGCAGGUGGCAGCUUAGAGUGGCUUGCUCCGCUGAUGAGUACUUUUGCUGCAUCUCUGAGAAGAAGGCUGCAUACGGCGCUCAGCAUGCCAUAUCCUCUCCCCCACAGAAACCUAUGUCAGCAAUCCUCGGCGGCGUUAUCCACGGCGCAGGCCAGGCAAGAUGAUGAACCAAGAUAUUCUGAAAAGCCUUCAACCCUAAGAUUAACCCCCGGGCAGACUGAAGUCUUCAAACUGUUCAUAGCCAUACAACCUUCCAUCUGGCAAGUUCCAGACAUCAACUCCUCGGCCUGGAUCAACUUUGGCUUCUGCUACUGCAAGUCCUUCCGACAGCGCCAGGAGCUCUCUGUCAAGUAUCUGUGGCUGGCUGCCUCCAGUGCGACCUUUGACGACAUAGUCUCCGCAUAUGAAACCUCCACGAUGGCAGAAUUGAUGGCAAAACAUGGAAUUGAUGUGUCGAAUCUAGCUCAAAACGGAAUCCGACUCAAAAGGCCUUCUGGGACGAUCUACUCUGUGUUCAGGCUCAUGAGUGGAGUAAGCCAUGCUCUCUCUGGCAGGUUUUGCAGCUGCUUUAGAAUGCAGCAUGAUCACCCAUAUCAACGCUACUUCGAAACACAUCUCGAUCCUGAGUGUGAAGUAGGCUUCGGCUUCGAUAUGACUAACAGCUGGGAGAGGUGGCAGCUUCUGAAUUUCUACCGGCAUGUAUUCAAGUUACCAGGAUUCGAUCCCCGAGCGAUAGCAGCAGCGAAGGACAGCCAUGAACACGGAGCCCUUGAGCGGUAUCUUGACACUUUGGUUCCAGAUAUGAGACGGAAGAUCUUUGAUAUGGAUCGAGCAGGAUCUGCUCUAUUCCCUAUUCUUGGCGCAAGGAUUAUGGUAACUACUAAAGGUGCAGCGGAAACCUCUAGCUCACAUCUCUCUUUUUACUGUCGGGUGCACGAUGUCUUGGGCCCACCAGGUCUCUGCUAUCGAAUGUGA
Molecule: messenger RNA, 2379 nt
Organism: Aspergillus pseudonomiae
Lineage: Eukaryota; Fungi; Ascomycota; Eurotiomycetes; Eurotiales; Aspergillaceae
Product: nucleic acid/nucleotide deaminase domain-containing protein
Exons: 5
Coding region: 1-2379 (792 amino acids)
Source: RefSeq, a predicted model, not a curated record